Molecule: messenger RNA, 2852 nt
Organism: Dichomitus squalens LYAD-421 SS1
Lineage: Eukaryota; Fungi; Basidiomycota; Agaricomycetes; Polyporales; Polyporaceae
Exons: 12
Coding region: 398-1477 (359 amino acids)
Source: RefSeq, a predicted model, not a curated record
UUUCUCGAAACACGGGAGCUGCUUGACGAAGGCCACACAAUGACAGAUCGUUGUCACUGUCUUCUCACACGAGUAGCUGGUCGAGACGGUCCCCGGCUGACACGCUCUAUCAACUGUCAGAACGAUGCAUAGCCGAAUACCUCUCAACAGCUGUGAUGCACUUUUCAGGCAGGACGGCCUCCUCAUAAAUGUCCGGACUACACCCUUGUGCUGUCUGGGUUCGCAUCCGAGUAGCCGUGGAAUGAAGCAAUUUCUCCACAUAUAAUGAUGUGUGGCCCUCAUCUCGUCAGUAAAGACUCGACUCGACUCUGAAACAGCGUCGACCCGGCAUCUGUUCUCCCGAGUGGACUGCACUUGGAGUACUCCUCCCUCAUAUCCUCGCUCUCUCUGCCUACCGAUGCAUCCAGAGGACGACUCUCCCGACAACAUCAGCACUAUCUCUAAGAUUCUUGUGGCGGACGUAGGGUUUGGACCCUAUGCAAAAGAGAUUGCCUAUGCCUCCUUCAGCCUAGCCACCGCUGGUCAGAUUGCCCUCCUUGUUCUCAUCCUGAUGUACUUUCGUUCUAGUGAGACCAGGGAACAAAAUGCGUCGUGGUUGAACAUGCUCGCGGUGACGGUAUUUAGCACUAUCCCACCGUAUCUCCUGAUUUAUGGAAGUGCUAUCUGGGUUCCUGAACCGCCAACUGCUCUAUGCGUAAUUCAAGCAUCUCUGAUAAUCGGGACGGCUAUGAUGCCCGCGAUGGCGUCGAUUCCAUUGGUCUGGGACAUCACAGUCGAAAUCCGGUUUAUGUCGCCAAAGAAUUCGACGGCCAAAGACUACCAAACUAUCCUGAUGGCAACCCCGUAUAUCGUCUUCAUCGUCUUUUCUGUCACAGCGGCGGUUCUCUCCCUCAUUUAUCCUUCUCAAGUCAGUCGUCAUCCCGGCGACUUGGCCUGCGCUCUCGAAAACGUCCCGCUGAACAUCGCAUCGCAAAUCCUCAGCGUAUCCGUACUUCUGAUGGCCCUGUGCCUUGAGGUACAUACCCUCGUCACUGUCUUAAAACUUCGACGACGAGACAUGUCGGGAGAUCGUCGACCCGCCUCCUUCAACUCCUCCAAGACAGUGCGCAUCAUCGUGCUGACUUGCCUGCAGGCUCUUCCUCUCAUAGCGAUGGGUUUGCGCACUCACCUGGACUUCCCGAGACUGCGUGUUGUGGCCGUGUUUGCUGAAGCAUUUUUACCACUGGGGACUUCCAUUACAAGUGCCCCUCAGGGCUGGCGGAAGCACCAAGUCUUCACCUGGCUCAAAAAGCGAGAUGACAAUGCUUCGCGUGCUCAAUCAACACAGCAAUCAUCCUCACUGCAUGUGCAAAUUGUAGUGACAAUUGAGCACUUCGCGGACUCUGAGCGGAAAAUGCCCUCUCUUCUUGCUCAAGGGCUAACGGAACACCCUCAAGACGUCCUGUCUGAGACGACCGAAAAGCCUUCCAGGAUAUAGAUCGUAGAUUGUCUCACGGACUUGCCGUUUCGCAUAUAUUGUAUCCUUACCGGACAAUGCUUGGUUGUACUGUAACGCAUUGUAAUAUUUCGAUGUCAGGUCAUCGCUGUACCAUGAUCGUCUCAAUGUCAUGCCAUAUAGACUCCAAUUCAAGAGCUGAAUGAAUGUGGGUGAGGUACGUAAUGAAACAACAGGCAUGCGAAGUAGCGUUGUAGCGGUGACCAGUCUCGGGAACCAAUGUUCUGACGAAUGUCCGUAUCGUAAGUGUCUGAGAGGCGCGCAAGCCGAACCCUCGACGCCAAACGACGUGGCGCAAAAGCUCAUGCUAAUGACAGGUAUUACUCUGAUACGUAAAGGUACUCUUCGCCGCGCGCCCCAAUGAGUGGGGGUAUGCAAGUCCGAAACCCAGCAAAAAAACUCGGAACCAAAUAGGAAGCCCAGAAGUUCGCGCAAGACAUGUCCACUCCAGUCCACCCAGCCGGCCGUUGACGGUGGGUCGACAGGUGUCAGGCUUAGAGUGCAGCAGCGGCACCAGCAACCACACCAAGAGCGGCGAUCGCCCAGGGUGCGAGGUUGGGUAGAGAAGCCGCCCCGUUGAAGUUGGACGAGGCCGCUCCAGAGGAGGACGCCGCAGCCGCACCGGUAGAAGCGACACUAGAUGCGCUGCCGGUAUUGGAGUUGGAAACGGUCACACCAAACCCGCUGGUCGACGCGGCGGCGGCGGUUCCCGAGCUAACCGGAACGGUGAGUGUAGCAGAUUUGGCCGAUGUCGCAGAGGAAGCGCUCGCAGAGGCCGAGGUGGAAGCAGCGGACGAGUGGCUGGAGGUGUCAGGAGGGCCCUGGAUGGUGAAGCUGGGGGUCUCGUCGAAGAUUUGAUUCUGGUUCCUGGAAUAGCGCAAGGCUUCAAUACAAGAGGGGGCCGUCAGUCCGUAGUGGUACUCACGUCACGUUGAUGGCACGGAGGGUAUAUGUGCUGAUUGUGGAUCGUCCAUGUCAGCAACUUGACGCGGCAGACCAGUAGUAUAGCAUACCCUUGGGGAAUGACGGGGAGCGUCAACGAAAUGAAGUCCGCAGAGGGGUUGACGUUGUUCGCGAUUCCAAACGUGUCAUGGAACUCGUCCGUGUUUACCAGCUCAAGCGUGAACGGCGGGUCGGUGGGGGUAUUCGUCCAGGAGACGUUUGCUGGUGAACUACUCUGCCAGUCGACGGGGAUCUGGAGGAGGAGAGCCUGUGCCCAGGGAGCGAGGGCGAGGGCGGCAAGGCAACUGAAAACCGGGGCGCCGACGGAAAGGUCAAUUUCAUGCGAUUCACCAGCUCCACAACAGUAGUGCGCCUCCCACCUGAACUUGGCAGCGAACAUCGUGAAGCCUCUGGU